CUAAACUGCACGCUGCACUUUGAAUGGGCUAACUUCAUUCCCUAUUGACGUGGUGAAAACUAGCUUUACAUGUUCAGGACGUCUGCUGGGAAAAUAAUGAACUCGAAAUGCGGCGAAUAUUACGAAAUAGAAUCAUAUUUAUAGCUUAUUUCAUAGUUUCCACGGGAAGCAUAAUAUGGUUAGUAUCAACAUGCGGACCCGGAUGCACAACGGAACAUGUUGGAGGAGACUCUAUGGCAGAUUAUUACAAACAUGAACUAGAAAGGACUAGAGCAAACGUGAGGCAAACUGAAAAGAAAAUUAGAACUAUCACUCAAACCUUGAACAAGCAAUAUGCCAAAGCUGCCGAUGCUGUCAAUGAGAUACUAGGCAUUGAAAGCCCUCAGAUUCCAACCAUCUAUGCAAUCACACCUACCUACACCAGGCCGGUCCAGAAGGCUGAGCUGGUGAGGUUGACCCAGACUUUUCUCCAUGUAAGCAACUUUCACUGGAUUGUGGUGGAGGAUUCCGAGAGGAAGACCCAGCUUGUGUCAAGAUUCUUGACAAACUCUGGCCUGCCCUACACUCACCUGAAUGUCAAAACAACGGACGAGUACAAAUUAAAAGAGAAUGAAGCUUCUUGGAGGAAACCUCGUGGUGUUGAUCAGAGGAAUAUUGGUGUUGACUGGAUUCUAGAGAAUGUUCCUCAAGCUGAGGAAGGGGUAGUCUACUUUGCAGAUGAUGACAACACAUACAGCUUGCAGAUUUUUGAUGAGAUGAGAACAACUCAAAAGGUGAGUGUAUGGCCUGUGGGACUAGUUGGCGGGCUUCGCUUUGAGCGCCCUCUCUUGAAUGAUGCAGGAAAGGUGUCCUCGUGGUACACAGUGUGGGAACCCAACCGACCCUUUGCAAUGGACAUGGCUGGCUUUGCAGUGAGUCUGAAACUCUUCAGGCAGCAACCACAUGCUAGGUUUGACAUCACCUCAAGGAGGGGUUACGUGGAAUCGUCUCUUCUUGUUCAGCUAGGGAUUAGGAAGGAAGACUUGGAGCCUCUUGCAGAGAAGUGUUCAAAGGUACUGGUCUGGCACACGAGGACCGAGAAACCUAAAUGGAAACAGGAGGACAAACUGAUCACACUUGGAAAACCAUCGGAUCCGAGAAUAGAAGUGUGAUCAAGUCUGCUGAAAUUAGGAAUAUCCAUUCUGGCUCGAGAUGGUAAACCACUUCAAGAAAUAGGAUA
Molecule: messenger RNA, 1219 nt
Organism: Strongylocentrotus purpuratus (purple sea urchin)
Lineage: Eukaryota; Metazoa; Echinodermata; Echinoidea; Camarodonta; Strongylocentrotidae
Product: galactosylgalactosylxylosylprotein 3-beta-glucuronosyltransferase 3
Exons: 4
Coding region: 108-1151 (347 amino acids)
Biological process (GO): carbohydrate metabolic process; chondroitin sulfate proteoglycan biosynthetic process
Cellular component (GO): Golgi membrane
Molecular function (GO): galactosylgalactosylxylosylprotein 3-beta-glucuronosyltransferase activity
Source: RefSeq, a predicted model, not a curated record